Puccinia graminis f. sp. tritici CRL 75-36-700-3 is the source of this 2086-nucleotide messenger RNA. Its product is annotated as threonine ammonia-lyase, biosynthetic. The record is from RefSeq and is a predicted model, not a curated record. Gene Ontology annotation, molecular function: pyridoxal phosphate binding; threonine deaminase activity. NCBI's taxonomy places the organism in Eukaryota, Fungi, Basidiomycota, Pucciniomycetes, Pucciniales, Pucciniaceae. The coding region runs from base 275 to 2002 and encodes 575 amino acids. The transcript is spliced from 10 exons. Gene Ontology annotation, biological process: L-threonine catabolic process.
GGGUGUGCAGUGGUUGCCCGCUGGGAUGUCCGAUAUAUCCAGACUUUCGGGCUUACAAACACACCCUCAUCACCUGAUCCAGCACUGUGGCUUUGGUUGUUACAUACAAACUGGUGCGUAUCGAAUUGCAACAUUUUCUUGUGCCUGCUGAUUACCAACACAUGAAGUGAGAUCGGCUGGCUCGUGGUUCUUCCCCAGAAUAUAAACGAAUCUUUCAUCGGAAGACCAAACAACCAACAUUAAAGCAGACAGUCGAUUCAUAGGAUAGGAUAGGAUGCACAACAGCAGCCCCAGCGACUUGCCCUCGGCCAACUCACUCCAACCAGCACUGCCCUCCCCCAAGGACGAUGACCCCCAGGCCGGCCCACCCAAGCAUCUCUACACUAGGAUACCCGAGAGGCAGCUACUGGCCGAUGGCACCCCAGACUACAUCCAGCUCAUACUCAGCUCGAAGGUCUACGAGGUCGUCAAAGAGACUCCGAUCACUCAUGCCGUCAAUCUCAGCGAUCGUUUCGGUGUCUGGAUCGGGAUGAAGAGAGAGGACCUCCAACCAGUCUUCAGCUUCAAAAUCAGAGGCGCCUAUAACUUAAUGGCUCAUCUCCGUCCCGAAGAAAAAACAAACGGGGUCAUCGCAUCCAGUGCAGGAAAUCAUGCACAAGGAGUCGCAAUGUCUGCCAAAGCUCUGGGAAUCAAAGCGACGAUCGUCAUGCCGCUAGCCACGCCUUCCAUCAAAUAUCGAAAUGUCGGCCGACUCGGAUCAAAGGUCGUCUUACAUGGGAACGACUUCGAUGAGGCCAAGCGAGAAUGCAGCCGACUAGCAACCGAGAACAAGCUCACCAACGUCCCACCAUUCGACGACCCACACGUGAUUGCAGGCCAGGGUACCGUCGGACUAGAGAUCCUCAACCAGCUCGACAUGCAUUCCUUGGAUGCGAUCUUCGUCUGUGUCGGUGGCGGAGGCCUGCUGGCGGGAAUCGCGGCAUACGUCAAGAAGAUCGGUCCUCCCGGACUUAAAGUGAUCGGCGUAGAGAGUAUCGAUCAACCCGCCAUGACCGAAAGCUUGGCUACCUCAACACGGCUGACGUUGAACGAAGUCGGCCUCUUCAGCGACGGGACUGCCGUCCGGGUGGUAGGCGAAGAAACCUUCCGACUAUGUCAAUCAUUAGUAGACGAAAUGGUCUUAGUAAACAACGAUGAGCUCUGUGCAGCCAUCAAAGAUGUCUUCGAAGAUACCCGAUCGAUCCCCGAACCUGCCGGCGCUCUCGCCGUAGCCGGAGUCAAACGAUAUAUCCAGCAAAACAAACUUAUUGGCUCUGGGAAGAAAUUUGUGUCGAUCGUCAGCGGUGCCAACAUGGAUUUCGAUCGGCUCCGAUUCGUUGCCGAACGCGCCGAUCUUGGAGAACAGAGGGAGGCUUUACUCAGCGUGAUUGUCCCAGAAAAGCCUGGCAGCUUUGUCAAACUUCACUCUUACCUUCAUCCACGUCCAGUCACCGAGUUCUCCUACAGAUUCUCGUCCACCUCCCAGGCCUUCAUCUUCGUUUCUUUCCGUCUCGCCUCUCUCUCCUCAGCCAAUCUUUCUCCUGGCGAGGCUAGACGGCAAGAGAUCGAGGGCAUCUUACAGUCCAUUUCCGAUGAUCCUCUGGGUAUGACACCCCGAGACAUCUCCAAUAACGAGAUGGCCAAAAGUCACGCACGCUAUUUAAUCGGCGGCCGGGUUGCUGUCGAAAAUGAGCGCUUGAUCUCAUUUGCAUUCCCUGAGCGGCCUGGAGCAUUGAGGAAGUUUUUGGUGGUCUUGAGCGGGGCAGAAUCAGAAUCAAACAAGUUUAACAUUUCCUUAUUUCACUAUCGGAAUCACGGUGGUGAUUUGUCUAAAGUUCUCGCUGGUAUUCAAGUCCCUCCUGCCGAUCAAACAAAGUUUGAAAGCUUUCUAGAAAAGCUUGGAUAUCCUUUCACCGAUGAAACUGAAAAUGAGGUCUACAAGGAAUUCUUACUGGCCAAAUAAAAUAUCACGAUGUUGUUAAAAAACGAACUCUUGAAUUACAAUGCAAAGGAACAACACUCAAUGCUAAGUCCACUUUUGGAGAGU